ACAGUACUACUGUCAUUGAUGAAACUCUACUAUAAAUAAUCAAUUUCGUUUGGACGUUAAUCUUUCCAUCGUAUAUUAUUCUUAGUUAAUAAUAAUGAAAAGCGGGAUAAUGUCGUUAAUCUUUGCGCUCUAUUUAACCGUUAUGGUUGUUACAGCGAAUAGCGAUUCCAACUACUACGGGACGACCAAGCCGGUUCAUCUGAAGGAGGAGAAAGUGACACGUCUCCACUUCUACCUUCAUGAUAUCCUCAGUGGCAGAAACCCCAGCGCCGUCAGAAUCGCACACGCCAAUCUCACCGGCGGCGCAGAUUCGGCAGUAGGAUUCGGAAGCCUGUUCGCGAUGGACGAUCCGCUCACCGUCGGACCCGGGAAAGAUUCGAAGGAGAUAGGAAACGGGCGUGGAAUGUACGUAUCCGGGAGCAAAGACAUAAGAAAGUUCACGAUCGUGAUGUACGCGGAUUUGGCGUUCACGACGGGGAAAUUCAACGGAAGCUCGAUAAGCGUGUUCUCGAGGAAUCCGGUGGCGGAAGAGGCCGGAGAGAGAGAGAUUGGGAUCGUGGGAGGACGUGGUAAAUUCAGAAUGGCUAGAGGCUUCGUCAAUAUCAAAACGCAUCAGAUCGACAUGAAGACAGGCGAUGCUGUUCUCCGUUACGAUGCUACUGUUUACCAUUAUUAACCACAUCAUUUUAUGUUCGAACCAUAAUUUGUAACAACUCUACAAUUAUA
Messenger RNA from Brassica oleracea var. oleracea, 726 nucleotides. Its product is annotated as dirigent protein 15. The record is from RefSeq and is a predicted model, not a curated record. The transcript has a single exon. The coding region runs from base 95 to 676 and encodes 193 amino acids. NCBI's taxonomy places the organism in Eukaryota, Viridiplantae, Streptophyta, Magnoliopsida, Brassicales, Brassicaceae.